This is a messenger RNA of Beta vulgaris subsp. vulgaris (sugar beet), 664 nucleotides long. RefSeq lists its product as uncharacterized. The record is from RefSeq and is a predicted model, not a curated record. The transcript has 2 exons. Gene Ontology annotation, biological process: translation. Bases 167 to 511 code for a protein of 114 amino acids. Gene Ontology annotation, molecular function: structural constituent of ribosome; 5S rRNA binding. Gene Ontology annotation, cellular component: ribosome. NCBI's taxonomy places the organism in Eukaryota, Viridiplantae, Streptophyta, Magnoliopsida, Caryophyllales, Amaranthaceae.
GGUAUAUAUAUAGCCUAUAUGCGAGUAACACUCCAAAAACGCUCACGGUGCCGGCGCCCAACUCAUAAGCAAAUUGAAUUCCUUUAGAACCUCUGGAAUCUGGAACCUCUCAUAUGUCAUACGCAAAGCUCGAAUUGCAGUCUGCAGAAGCUCGUUCCAGGACAAGAUGGUAAUCAAACCCCCAAUCAGAGCUCCAAGAAUUACUGAGUUUCUAAAGCCAUAUGUGCUUAAGAUGCACUUUACAAACAAAUAUGUUCAUGCUCAAGUCGUCCACUCUCCAACUGCCACAGUAGCUGCUUCUGCAAGCUCACAGGAAAAGACCUUGAGACCAACCAUGGACAUCACACGGGAUGUUGCAGCUGCUGCAAAAAUCGGAAAAAUUCUUGGCGAGCGCUUGCUGAGUAAGAACAUUCCCGCUGUUUCCAUUUUCUUAAAGAGAGAACAGAAGUAUCAUGGUAAGAUUAAAGCAGUAAUUGAUUCUAUGAGAGAAGCUGGUGUGAAAUUACUUUAAUGUUGGGGCACCAGUACUGUGUUUAGGAAUCAUCUUAACUCUUUUAAGUUACUAGAACUUUGAUCUAAUGUCUCUAGCAGCUCUUCUACUCUGAUAUUUGGAAAGAACACAUUUCAAUCCUCAGUAAUGAAGUCCGGGAAUCCGAUUCAAUCA